Messenger RNA from Amoebophrya sp. A25, 10243 nucleotides. NCBI's taxonomy places the organism in Eukaryota, Dinophyceae, Syndiniales, Amoebophryaceae. The record is from the annotation of a GenBank genome assembly.
CGAGAGUCCAACGAGAGAGAUCAUGACAUGAGUGAUUGUAUUGACAGCCCAAUAAAAAGAUGCGGCUUGUUCUUGGAGUUCGCAUAUGUUCAUCACGGCCUUCUGCCUAAGUGAGGUUUUUAAUUCACCUCGAUACCGAUACCGAACAAACCGAUGGUGGAUCGUGGCUCUCUAUUUAGUACCUCUUUAGAUACUUGUGGUUGUGAAUUCAUCGUAGUCCUAAAGCCGUUCUGAUUAUGUUUCUACACGAUAGAUCGAUGACAUCGUCAUAUUUAUAGAAUUCGAAUUUCUUUCGUCUGUGAUUUCGAUCCCUGAGUGAGUUGAAAGCUCCACAAUUAUGCAACUAGCUACACGUACUUCAAAUCCAUUUUCAGGAUUACCCCACUUUCUGACCCGACCUCCACCUUGAAUGCCCUUGCUUUAUCCGAUGUACGCAAACAAAUAUAGUCGAUGUUCCAUUUAUUUAGAUGACUAUCCUUCUUGUCCUUCUUUCUAGAUAACAAAGGUAGAAGUUUUACUUCGUGGGAACCAGGAAGCCGUGCUCGUAGUUUUUAUAAAUAUCUGUAUCGAAGAUUUUGUUAAAAAGCUGCGAGCGACGGUCUUGAGUAUGCGUAUGAUGAAGAGAUAAAGAACAGCUAGGACAUCAAUCAAGUACUAACAAUUUAAUUAGUAGAUUUGAUCGAACAAAAGUUGCUUUAUCCGAAGUUUGGGUUUUUCAGAGUAGAGUGGGACGAUUCACGAAAAAAAGUCCAGAAACCCAAGCGCAUGUUGUCUUUACGCAGCAAGUGCAAGGUCUUGCAAGGAGUAUCUAGGGAGAAUCUUCCCCGCAGUUUUGAUAAUCCUUACUCAUUGCGUUUUCGUGAAAGAAAUGUUUGUGUUUCUUUGAUCUACUUCAUUGUGAGUUGAUGUCGUUUUUUUCGUCGUUUCGUUUCAUUCUUUCGUCUUCCGACCGUGAUGUUGUAUGAAUGUGAUGCUUUCAGAUAGCUUUUGCUCUUUUGAGCGAUUAUUUCCUACUAUAAUUUUUUUGGGAUUCAUUUUUGUGUCUCGUAGGUGUAUCACUAAUUAAUAUUGAAAAUCAAAAUUGUGAAAGAGUGAGCGAAUUAUCGUAGUGGCGAGCACCGACGCGUGGCGCAAUUCGGUAAGUAGUCGUAGUUUCAGUAAGGAAAGUUAAAGAUGAUGAAGUUCUUUCCGUCUCGGUGCUACCAGAGCGUCCAAGUUAUUUUUUUUUCGUAGAAAUGAAUGUUCAUGUUGUAGUUGAUGUCCUUCUGGACAUCGCACCACGACAAUGUCAUCGAGUUCGGAGGAGUAUGUUGAAGAUUAUCUGGAGGAGAUUCCGUUAGAGCCCUUGUCUGCAGAGGAGCUCCGGGAGUUGCGUGGGAGGCCCUUUGGACCGUCACCCGAGCCGGAAAAACGCGUUUUGUUCACCACCAUUGUGGAGUUUACGUGUUUGAAUGAUUCACUUGGUAUUCUUGGUGCUGGUGAACAGGAGGCGCAGAGAGGCGACGAGGCUCGACGGAGAUCUGGUGCACGGGGUGGGGAAAAAUCGAAGACUGGUAUAAUUCUUGCGAGUGUGUCUCCGGUUGAGAGCAGUAAGGUCUACAGCAUCAAUAAAGGUCAUAAAGUCAGCCCGCGCGAUCUUGGGCCAGGAGCAGGAUCGUCGAGCGAUCAAUUGGUCGCAAGUAGUUCCGAUGGCAAACAUGGGGCAUUUUCCUCUUUAGCCGAGAGAACGGCACGAUCAUUGGCACUGGCAUUCUCCGGCUCCGCGGAUACAACGAACUUACAACAUGAAGAGGAUGCUAGAGGCGAAUCUGCUGCUCGUCCACCGCAAGCAGGAAAAUGUCAACAGGCUAUAGUAUUGGAGGACCGAGACCGGCGUUUCGUUCACGCGCAUCUUGCUGUGGCGUGUCCUGCAUGCGGAGCUCGUUAUGCGCUUACACUGGAAGAGAAUCUGAAAUAUCGAGUGCGAUGGGUAAACCCGCCACCGCCUUUGGAGGCUGAAGUUGAUGUUGACAAAAAAGUUGUUCCUCCGCAGAAAGAGGACGGGAAAAUAAGCAGGGAAUCAGGCGAUGAAGUAAAGCAGAAGUCAGAAGAGACUGAAAGAGAAAAAGUCAAAGUAAGAGCGUCCAAUAAGACUUCCGAGGGUUCCUCGCACACAGGUCGGUCCAAUGAUGCAACCAUAUCAACGGGCGAUAACCUAAAAUUAUCGGAGGACGAUGAGAUAAUAAGCCAUGCUGCACGAACUGCCCAAGAUGAACAUCCAUUUGAAGUAGACAAGAAGGCACCGCAGGUGGACAAAAUAGAGAUAGAACAACACCUCGACGUCGUCGGAGACAGACGUGAGUGUGAAGCAGCUGGAGAUGAGAUCGUAGGCCUUGCCUCUGUACUGCUCGAAACGUCUUCCGCGAAGCGCGUGACUGAGUUGCUGGUAGACUCCCUUGUCCACGAGAGCUACGUCGAGAAGUGUUCGGAUACGGAGUCGUGGUCCGGAAGCAUCAGGUGGAGCGACCUCGAUUCGAUUUCGAGCGGAGAAAUUCGCAGAUGCGUUGAGGAGAAAGUUCGGAAUCUCAGCGUGGAGGAACAAAUAGAAGCCCACGGAGGACAAGAACAACAAAAUGGGGAAGAUAGUGAGCACAACGACAACGUCCUUCAGAGGGCGGCUUCACGAGCAUUGGCCAAGGACUCCGCUGUCGACCUAGGCGCCGUUGAAGGCCAUGUUGCGGACAACCGUAAAGUGGAUGACGCGCGCCCUCGAGAAAACGGAAAAAAACAUGAUAAUGCAAGAAAUUACGUGGUGUCUGACGAUGUACGUGUAGAAGAUGAUCUCCCUCCAGGUCCGCUUGAUGCGCUAUUUGGUGGGAGCAUCGGCAGUAGAUUUUUACCGACCGUUGGCUCAUCAUCGUCAGUUGACCAAAGUCAACAAUACAAAGCUUGGACUACCAACGCAGACACCGGAGGUGGUCAAACCCAUGCAGGUUCUUCUUCUUACCUCCAAAGGGCGAUGCCGAUGAAAUUCGACGGUGCACCAGGCUCCUCUAGCAGCACAACAGCUUCACCGCAACAGUCUGUUUUGCGAGAGGAUAUCAAAUCUCUAGCGAAAUACUUCUGGCGUAGGCAAAGAGCACGAGGCAAGAGGCGACAGCCAGCAAGAGAGUCAAUAGUAGUUGCGAAUCUUAGUAGUGGCCCCGGAGAAAAUUCUUUGAUGUUGAAUAACAAGACUAACGUUACUAGCGAUGCUACUCAAGAUGGACAGGAAAAUAGGCCAGCGGUGAUUAGCGCGACUCGAUCAAUCAUUCUGAGUCAGGUCGUCGGACACGGUGUGAUUUCUUCGAAGAGGAAAACCGACGACACUGCAGGCAGUGCUCAGCAGAAAAGAGUAGGUCAGGAACUACAAGAGAAGCACAAUGACAAUGAUGAAGUGGUCAUCAACCUGGGGGACGAUCGAGGAGGCGAGAGUCCGGUGGUGCCGAUCCAAGAAGAAAAGCGACGAAGACGCGAGCGGCGGGCUGACAAUCGUGAGUUUUUUGAUCGCCGCAUGUCUUUGUUUCGUGAUCGCAGCAAUUCUUUUGAGCACAGCGAGCCCGAAGGCCUGGGACAGAAAAGAGAUACGAGCAGCAAUCCUGCGGUCGGUUCGGCCAAGCAAGGGCAACCACACGACAACAAGCUGAAGAGAGGUCGUGGGAAAGCCAAGGCCGCUCCCAAGGUGAGUCACAUGUUUUCAUCAAGGAGGGCGCUCAACAACGACGACUUGGUUUCCGACGAAGAUUCGGAUCAUUCGAGUAACUCUGCCCUCGAUUUUGUACUCGGCGUUGUCGAUGGGCGUGAAGAAAACGCGAACGAUUUGUCUCGUGGCGAUACGCUUUCCUCUCCAUUUAGUCGCAGCACAGGAACUCUAGCUGUGUUGACGCAAGCGGGCAAGAGCAGUGAGCCCUUCGUUUACGAAAGAGGUCACCUUCUGUCUUUGAAGCGAGCAACUACAACAAUCGGCGACUUUUCUCCAGAAAAUAGCCCAAGAAUUCCAGAGAAAUUUCUCCUAGUUUCCGACGAAGACGUCGGGGAUGGCGUAGCCGCUGCUGUUGGAGGGAGAGAUCAGAGAACUCCAGCAGAGCGACGGAAAACGAAAGCUCCGGAAGGAGAGGGUGACGAAGAUGAAAAUCAGCUUCACGUUGUAGUGGAAGAGAUUGAAUUGGAGGAGAAUAAGAGAAAAUCCUUGCAAGCAGCGGACGAUGAAGACACCGAACCAGAUCGUAAGGGAAAGAAUAUUCCUCGUGGUACCUCCGCUCCUGCGACAAUCCACGGGAAGAGUCGGGUAAGCAACAGGCAGAUGCGCAAUGCACCGUUCGAGGCUCCUCCGUCCCUAGUACAGGGGUCACCGCCAUCAUUAGCUCUGAGCGCGUUCUCUUCCGUCUCAACCUCAAGUUUAUUGUCUGAGGACUUUGCUGCGGGAGGCACCGCAAGUCUGCAUACGUUGCCGAAGGAUGCGGCACCUGCGGAAGAGGAUGGAGAAAGUUGUACUCGGGUCUUGCAAAGUCGGACGAUUUCGAUUUCGUCAGGUUCGGCAAAAAACGCCAGGAGGCGGCGAGGGCGAGAGCGCGAUGGCCGUGCUACUGGCGGGUUGUCCCCUGGUCCACCGAUGAAGGAACAAGAUUUCUUGUCUGGUCCUCCGGGAUCAGGAGAAGGAGAGGACAACCUCAAGAAUUCUGAUGAGACCAGAGGAGAUGAAGCAGUGAAGAAAUCAGGAGAAGUAGCGUCCGCUAUGCUCCAGCGUGAGAACACACGCACUUCGAUUGCUAGCUCGUCAGCAACGAGUCUUCGCCGCAUGGAUAGCCUUUUCGAUGCAACUACAGUUGCUUCGAGUCGUGACUUCCUUGGUUUCAUGCACACCCAGAUUGCCGGACGAAGGGAGAUCAUCGCACGCCUGAAAGAAGCCAGCUGGCGGCGGCAGAUCCACAGUAACAACCUCGUACGCCAGCUGCAGGCAGCGGGAACGCGAGGACCUACCGCUACUUCACCAGCCAGGAUGGUACCGAAGAGUGGAAUAAAGCAUCUGGGAGGCGAAGGGAUUUCACGUCGUGGUGACGCGCUUUACGAUGGGGGAAAAACGAAAAUCCAAAAAAUAGCUUCGGGAGCAGGCAUGGGUUCGCCUUCCUUCGCUCCGCAAAGUAGAUCAGCUACAGGUGAGAUGAAGCAAACUCGGGCAGGAGGACCACAGUGGCAGCAAUGUCUUAUUCAUCAACCUGCGCUGGAACGAGAGGCCUGGCUCGCCUUGCGCCGGCGCGAAGCGUGGCUGUGGGCGGCGCAUCACGAAGUUUCAAAAUUCGGCGAGAUCCGGCUUUUCCAGCGCACUUUGGCUUACUCGCGAAAUAAGUUCGAUGUCCUCCGGAGAAUUCUAGAAUUCUACGAGCAAGAAUUGGGCUACUUUGAUUUUCGCAAUCACCAGGAGAUGCGUCAACUCGAAAUCACGUACGGGCGCUGGGGUGUCAUUGGGAUGGGCGAGGGAAAGGCGAUGAAGAACUCCCCAUUGUUCAACGACCCGUUUAAGCACCUCUUGAUCCUCACGAUGGAGGUUAAUCGCGCGCGGUCGUCUGUGGCUGAGUCAGCAGUGACAACUACGGCAAGCGCAGAAAAUAUACAACCGACGCCAGCAGAUAAUGUUGAUAAUGAUAGUUCUGCUGCUGCAGCUGAAAACAAGCAUGCUGGCUUACAGACUGGCGCCGAAGAUGGUGGGCAAUCCGAGAAUAAGAACAAAAGCUUGGCGGCUAUCUUGGGAACGUCUCCCGAUGAUGAAACGGAAUCAGGAGCCGGAAAUGCAGGCUUGGGAGAGCAUUAUUCCGCUGACAGCCCGCCCAGCGCGAGCUCGCCCUUUUUGGGGCUUCGAUUUCCGACGCCGUCGUCUUCCUCAACGUCUGCGCCCGCGUCGGCGGAAACCUCGCCCGUUCCAGUGACUGUCCAGCCACCGCCACAGAGUCCUGGCUUGUUGACUGGUGGAUUCGCGAUGAGUUGCGUUACGCGUGAUGGGAAAACCGCUCGUCCCCUCGUGACCGCCCCAACGGAGCAACAGCAGCAUUACCUUUUGAGAACAAGAAAGAACUUGCAUGCCGAUCAGGAGGCAGGCACUGCGCCGUCCUACCAAGCGACACAAUUCUUACGAUCGGGCAGCAGCCGCGGUGAGGUGUCCAUUUCCUCAGCAUCCUUGCGCUUCCUCAGUCCACGGGGACGGGCCACGCUUAUCCAGUUGUUACAGAGGAUGCGGCGCUGUCUGCAUGCAAGUCACGAUGCACUGGUAGCGGGCACGCAUGUCUGGGCAGAUGAGGGCACUACGACUAGAAUGAAAGGCACGUCAAGUGGCACAGUUCGUGGGCGUUCGUCAAGUAAGAACGCGAUCACGACCUCCAGGGGAGCUGCAUAUAAAGGUGCAGGCGUUACUUCUCCAGGAGGAUUCGCUCCAGCAAGCGGUCUCGAGAGCGCAGAAGCACUACCUCUGAAAAGUCUCUCACCAGAAGACACAUGUUACCUUUUCUCCGCCCUAUACCGCGGACUGCUACAGGAGGCCUUCAGGUAUUGGGACCAAAAGUACCUGAUUUUUUUGGCAGAAGGUGACGAUCUAGACGCUCUCGAGAUGGCAAUUCUGACAAAGGUUGAAGUCCUGGUUUCUCAAGAUGGGCUGUCUAUCCUCAAAAACUUUGCGCUGUUGCCUGAAGAGCGAGAGCGAUGGGAAGGGUCGCGUCGCACCUCACCUUUUGAGAGUUGUUUUAUCGCUGCCGCUGCGAGCCGCCCAGCGCCCGCCGACCAUAGCGACGAACCGCAAAAGAAGAAAACGUCGUCAAACGGAAGCAGCGAUACGCUUCGGGGGAAGAAGUCCUCAAACGGAGAAGUGCCUCCUAUUGAUGUUGUUGAACAUCUAGAAGCAGCUACACACGCGAACAUAGAUAAGCAAGAAAGGUCGUCAACUUCAACAUCUGGUGUAAACAAAGGUGCUGUAGAUGUGCAUUUUGGACAUGCUAUCUCGGCUGCUCUUCAAGCGACGAAGCUCACGCCCGACGCGAGUCCGUUUGAUUCGUUGGCGGCGAGCCCUUUAUUCGCUAGCCCUGUGGGAGCAGCGACACCACAGCGGACAACAAGUGGAAUCGCAGAGCCAGUCUUUGACCUUGAAGUUUCUCUCGAAUCAGGCGACUGGAGGCCCAGGGAUGAGAGGAUAUUCAAUAUGGAUCGCGUCAAUGGUGUUGGGCUAACCCCAAAAGCAGAAGAAGCGGGAACGAGUCGAGUAUCAGAUCUUCAAGAAAACGAGCCAGAGAAACAUUCAAAAGAUAAUAUUGGAGAGGGAGGGCAGGGCGGACAGGACUGCGGACCGGAAGGGUCCUCGAAUACGUCUUCGUCGAGCGCGCCCUUGUCAGAUGGGGAGGAGGACAACAGCUCGUCUGCCUCUGCAUCGUUGUUGCUUUCAUUGCGAGGAGUCCCUCCGAGUGAGUCGGGAGUCUCGAGGACCUCCUCUUCUAUGGGCACCGUGCUCUCUAGCACGUUUUCUUUAAGCCUGGCUGCUCAACUGUCGCCCACGAAGGCGGGAUGCAUACCCGCCGAGGGGCUAGGAAACAUUUUGGUUGCAGGAAGAGGCUUCACCGCUCCAAUGGCGUUGGCGACGUACGCAAGAGGUGGUACACGUACAUCAGACGACCAAGAGGUGGUAGGACUAGGAGGAGCAAAAAAUCUUAAUCGGCCGGUAGGGGGUGCAUUCGCGUCGCCUAUUUUUGUGGGACAACAAGAAGCGGGUACUCAUUUUUCAUCAAACGCAAACAAAGGGCUACAACUAGGCGGAGCACCCGAGCAACAAUCGUCUGCCGUAGGGCCUUGUGGGCAUACAAUUAAAUCUCCAGCCAAUGUGAAGAACUAUCAGCACUUGUUGUCUGGUAACAAGAACAGUGUCUACAACAACUACAACAAGCAGCUGCAGCACGAGGAAACAGCGGCGGGAGCUGGUUCUGGUUCAGGGUCUGACCCCGAAGCGACGCCCCCGCUCGCCGACAUACUCGUGAAGCACGGAAGUGCGCUCUUAGCCGUUGUCAAGGAAGAUUUCUCGACGUUUUUGCGAGCGCCAAACCCCGUUGAACAGAGCAUCUUCAUUCGCCGCUGCCUCAAAGCAAUUCUUCAUUUCCUACUCAAGUUCGUUCCACAGCUGCAAAAGAACUACAAGGUGGUCUCAGGAGAUGGAACCUCUUGUAAUCUUCCGGCUACUAGCGGAGGAGCUGGAGGUGAUAGUGCGCACCAGACCAACGGGGGCCAUCAUGAUCAUCUGGGUGCUGGUGCAAGCACUCUUCCGGCUCUUGUAGGUUGCUGGUACGUCGUCUUGUUACAGUUUGAGGCGGCUUCAGUGCAUGGUCUGUUGCGACACCUUGUUUUUCUGCGCGCUUGGCUUGAAUUGGAGUACCAGGACUUUCUCCUCGAGGAGCGCGACUACAACGAACAUCAAGGAUCUUCAGAAGGAGCGAAGCGUUUCUGGAACACAGCUCGUGCUGGAACAGAGGAGUCCGUCGUCGCCACAGAGGCACUCUUUGCAGCACUGCUGCUUAUCGAGCGUAUUGACGCAAGACACAUCGCCGAUCGUAGACCGGCAACCCAAUUACUAACCCAGUUUCUACGUAUUUAGUUUUAGGCUGGAGAUAAUGUUUGUAUUUUAUGCGUGUACUAUUGCUCCUCCUUUUUUGUAGUUGAAAUUGAAAGUUGUAGUGUUAGUAGAUCUAUUUCCAGAAGAUCAAUGAUUUCCCUCCUCGCGCCCGCGCUAGAAAAAGUCAUAUCCCCCAACAAGUAGCUUUGUGAUGUACAUUAAGUUUAUAAGAUUAAAGAUUUGAAGUUUUGAAAACUACAAAGAAAAUUAAAAUUUAAUGAUGAUGGCAUUCUCAAGAAACUCGAUCAUGCUGCGCCGGAUUCUAUUUCGCCGAGCAUGCACCCAUGUGUAGUUGUAGUUUUCAUGCCUGGACUCGUUGACAGCGAGCGCCGUUUCUAACAAUUCACGUUACGGACCGCAUGGGCUGAAGGUCAGUCGUUGGCGCCUUGGUUGUGUUAUUUCUUGUUUGUUUGGUUGUUCGUCGUGGCCUUGUGCCCGUUUCCUUUCUCUCCAAUCAAAUCAGGGCUAGGAAGGGUUAGUGGGUAUUUGACGGCUUAUUCUUGACUUUAUCAUCUAGUACAGAAUGGAGUAGCGACUGCGUCUGCAGUAAAAAACUCAGUAUUUCUUUUGGCUGCUCAUUUGAUCCAGUUUUUUUAGAUGCGAUAGAUGCAGCAUAGCACUCCGUGUACAGAUCAGAGAAAUAGAUACAGGCAUACUUUUGUUUUUUUUGAGCUGAGUUUUUUUUGAUUUUAGGAUUUUUAUUUUUGUUUGUUAAAUAUAUAUAAACAGCAAUUUUACUUCUUUUUACUUGAAGGAGAAGAUACCAUCAAUAAAGGUCAUGUUAGUGAUGCAAUCACUUGGAAGAGCAGUGACAAUCUGUAGAGUCAGCAUGCAACAAGUCGAUUGAAUAAUAAUUAGAAACAUCAUGAGAUCGAGAAGUUUUUUAUUUUUCCUGUAAUCUUGUUACAGUUACUGAUGUUACUGUCGUCCUGGUAAACAUUUUCUUUCUCUAUCUAAGCUGUUAGAGUCCUCGGCUUCUAAAAGAUACCCCAUUAGUACCCACCUCAUCGAGAGGUGACCUCUUCGACACUCAAGUCAUUUGAUAAAAUCAACACAGACAGAGAGCAAACGCCAUGUUGAUGUAUCUGUAUGACAACUCACCUAGAAGCACUUCUGCACACCAGCAGAGCUACCCUCUGCUAUAUGCGUUGCUGCAUCCGAUCUCGUCUGAGAAAAUGUGCGAGUAUCCUGGAUGUAGCAUUAUAUGAUCUGUUCCUUUUUAUUCUUCGCUCUCUGAUCGUUGGUGAUAGUGAUCUCGUUCAACUCUUGCAGCUCCGAGUUGUAUUUUUUGUGUAUUAGGUGGCAUGCCAAUUACAAAGUGAGUUCUUUUGCAAUUGAUCCUCUUCAGUUUCUGUGCCCCUGGUGCUAACUUUGACCGAGGAGUUUGUUACUGGUCUGUGUUAGAGUGAAGUCGACCUACUUGUACUUAUUUUGAUUUUCGUUAUUCUGAAGUUCUUCCAUCAAAACUGACUAAAAAUGCAGUCGUGCGAUGCAGAAUCUUUGUAAGGUCAACCUCAACAUGUACUUAAUUUCUGUCAGAGAGAGAGAAAGACCAGCAGACGAGGAGAGGCCGACGUGAAGGUUCAU